This is a messenger RNA of Coccidioides immitis RS, 1669 nucleotides long. Its product is annotated as NADH-ubiquinone oxidoreductase 19.3 kDa subunit, mitochondrial. Bases 394 to 1035 code for a protein of 213 amino acids. The transcript has 3 exons. Gene Ontology annotation, molecular function: NADH dehydrogenase (ubiquinone) activity; quinone binding; 4 iron, 4 sulfur cluster binding. Gene Ontology annotation, biological process: mitochondrial respiratory chain complex I assembly; electron transport coupled proton transport; aerobic respiration. NCBI's taxonomy places the organism in Eukaryota, Fungi, Ascomycota, Eurotiomycetes, Onygenales, Onygenaceae. The record is from RefSeq and is a predicted model, not a curated record.
UCUAGACGCAGCUUCUCCAACAUAUAGGCCAUGCGCUCUACCCAGGGUCACACGCAAGAAUUGCUCCGUAAUGCGCGAUACUAUCUGGAUUUAACUUGCUUCAGUAAAAUUGCUAUUGCCAACUUGAUUAAUUUCCUCUCCAUCCCUCGUCGAUAAAAUGACAGACAAACUUGUUGUCCUGGGCCAUACCGCCGAUAUAGCGCUUGGCUCAGCAUCCAUAACGCCGACUCGAGAUAUAACGGCGAUACGAGCCCACGACAAAUCACCGAUUCCAGAUUUAAAGCUGAGGUGUAUUCCUGAUGCUUUUCGUUAUCCUCCACUUCUCAAGCUGCUUCUCUGAUUCAUGGUCAUAUAACCUACACCCCCUUAUUGACAGCGAGAUUUCCCGUCUACAUGAAAGCUGUAUUAACGAUAAUUUCACCGGGUCUACGUACUCGACACAUCUAUCCCCUGCUUUCUGGCAGGCAGAGGCCGAUUGUCAAAGCAACAUACAUCCAACGACAGCCGUCUUCAACCUGGAGCGGGAAUGCGUUAAAACCGGUGAAACACGACGCGGAGAAGGGAGCCCCCCUUCAACAUUUCCUGACGACAACAGAUAAUCUUGUCAAUUGGGCUAGGCAGGGCUCCCUAUGGCCCCUUAGCUUUGGCCUUGCAUGCUGCGGGGUCGAAAUGAUGAGCGCUUCCAUGCCUAGAUACGACCAAGACCGACUUGGUAUCAUCUUUCGCGCAUCUCCACGACAGGCCGACGUGAUGCUAGUGGCAGGAACCGUCACGAAUAAAAUGGCUCCUGCGCUGAGGCUGUUAUACGACCAAAUGCCCGAUCCAAAGUGGGUAAUUAGUAUGGGCAGUUGUGCGAAUGGAGGGGGGUACUAUCACUACAGUUAUAGCGUGUUGAGAGGAGUAGAUCGUAUUAUUCCGGUUGAUAUCUAUGUUCCGGGAUGUCCGCCGACCCCGGAGGCUUUGCUGUACGGAGUGUUUUUGUUGCAGAAGAGAAUGAGAAAAACACGGAUCACAAGAAUGUGGUAUAGGAAAUGAAAAGAGGCCUUGGGGAGUGAGAGCCAGAGAAAUCAUCACGUACAGGCAUGAGUCCCAAAUAUACACUUGCGUGGAGAUGAUACAUCGUCUUUUUCCCGAGAGAAAGUGCGGCUUUCUCUCCUUCGGUUUGUACAUAUACAAGAAUGAUUGCCGCUCCGAGGACUACAAUCCUGGAUUGUAGGCGUUCUCUUGGUAUAAAAACGGGAUUUCCGCAUUAAACUGGGGGUUCAUUAGCAGACCUCCAAAAGAAAAGGCUGUAGUGGCGAUGUCGACAGGUUCCACUGUUGCAUCAACCAUGGGAAACUCGCUAGCCAAACCGCAGACAAAGCUCUCUCCCAGUGAGUUCUGGUUAUGUCGGGAAGAACUUAACCCCGGUUGUUGGGUUCGAAAACCCGAAUUAGCUGAAAAGUCUUGAUAUGGGGGGCAUUUAUCCACCGAUUGACGGGCUUUCAAAGCCUGAAGAAUCCGAGAAAAUAGCCGAUAGUUCCAAGCAACAGGCGGCCAGUAGUCUUGAAGUUUGUCUAACACGAGCAUACAUAGAUGAACUCUGUGCUCAGAGACAUCCCUGACUUUUUGGGAUGAGCUUUGCAUGUUGGCGAUAUGAGUAGACAAGGAAGCAAAGGUAGGCGCGAUU